CUCUCCCCCUCUCCCUCUCCCUCCCUCCCCCCUCCCCAUAGUUGCAUAUCUCUGAGAAAUAAAAAUACCAAAUUAUUUCAACUAGGAAUCUUCUUCCAUCUUACACCAUGACAGACCCCCACUGCAAUUUCUUCAAAGGGUGGUUCAACUUCAUGCCACUCCAGCCCCACUUCCCUCCCUCCAUCUCUCCCUAUCCUGCUCAUGCCUGCAACAACUUGUACUCACAAUCUCAAACCCCACCUCCUUCACCCCCUCUGAAAGAAGCUCUUCCCCUCCUCAGCCUCAGCCCAAUUAGUAGAAGACAAGAUGAGCCUCAAGUACUUCCAUGCAGUAGUGCAAUGGAAGAAGAAGAAAAAGAAGAAGAAGAAGAAGACAAAAUCAAGACCAGAGAUAAGGCUCAGAGCCUCUUCUCAACAAGUGCUUCUGAUGGUGAUGAUAAAAGAACGGUGACAGUAGCCCUACAUAUUGGACUCCCUAGCCCUAGUUCUGAUCUGGUGGGCUCUAGCCUACCCUCCUCAACAGAGAUGAGUAUUGAUCAGGAUCAAGGAAUCCUUGGAGCUUCAGGGUGCCCCUUCAACAGAGUCAACAAUGGCCAGUACUGGAUCCCUACUCCCUCUCAGAUUCUCAUUGGCCCUACACAGUUUUCAUGUGCUGUUUGCUGCAAAACCUUUAAUAGAUACAACAACCUCCAGAUGCAUAUGUGGGGACAUGGAUCUCAAUACAGAAAAGGACCGGAAUCCUUGAGGGGAACACAGCCAACAGCCAUGCUAAAGCUCCCAUGCUACUGCUGCUCACCAGGCUGCAAGCACAACAUAGAUCACCCAAGAUCAAGGCCACUCAAAGACUUCAGAACCCUCCAAACCCACUACAAAAGAAAGCAUGGAAUAAAGCACUUCCUCUGCAGAAAAUGCAAUAAGCCCUUUGCUGUGAAAGGAGACUGGAGAACCCAUGAGAAGAACUGUGGCAAAGUCUGGUACUGCAUCUGUGGUUCUGAUUUCAAGCACAAGAGGUCUCUCAAAGACCACAUCAAGGCCUUUGGCCGAGGCCAUGCAGCCAUUGGCACUGACUUUUUUGAUCAGGAAGAGGAUGAUCCUGCAUCUGAAAUUGAACAUGAUGGAGAACCCUCACCCUCAGUGUGAUAUAUAUAUAUAUCUUUAUGAUCAUUUAGUUGCUUUGGGAGCAAGUAUUCAUCUUAUGUUAUGAGUUUAUGUAAAUCCACCCAUUGUUUUUGAAUGGAGUGUGGAUAUAAGAACAAAGCUCUUUUUCUUUUUUUUUGGGUUAUAUAUAUAUAUAUAUAUGUUAGGUUUAGAUGUAUGGUUUAUAAGCAUCCAUGACAAACAAAAUUUGGAGACAAAACCCUAGUGUACUUGAUAUUAAUACUAAUAUUAGAACCUGUUUGGGAG
Vitis vinifera (wine grape) is the source of this 1403-nucleotide messenger RNA. RefSeq names its product zinc finger protein WIP2. The record is from RefSeq and is a predicted model, not a curated record. Gene Ontology annotation, cellular component: nucleus. Gene Ontology annotation, molecular function: DNA-binding transcription factor activity. Lineage: Eukaryota; Viridiplantae; Streptophyta; Magnoliopsida; Vitales; Vitaceae. Gene Ontology annotation, biological process: anatomical structure development; regulation of gene expression. The transcript has 2 exons. The coding region runs from base 108 to 1139 and encodes 343 amino acids.